Molecule: messenger RNA, 2965 nt
Organism: Sciurus carolinensis (gray squirrel)
Lineage: Eukaryota; Metazoa; Chordata; Mammalia; Rodentia; Sciuridae
Gene: Ttpa
Product: alpha tocopherol transfer protein
Exons: 5
Coding region: 90-926 (278 amino acids)
Cellular component (GO): membrane
Molecular function (GO): phosphatidylinositol bisphosphate binding
Source: RefSeq, a predicted model, not a curated record
CGGCCACCGAAGGAGGGGCUGAGGGUGGCUCGGGGCCCGCGCUUUUCCCCGCCGCCCUGGCAGCGGCGGCGGCGGCGGCGGCCACUGGCAUGGCAGAGAUGCGGUCGGGGCCGCCAACCGGGCUGCAACUCAGCGCGCUGCCGGACCACUCGCCGCUGCUGCAGCCCAGCCUGGCGGAGCUGCGGCGCCGGGCCCGGGAGGAGGACGUCCGGUUCGCGCCGCUGCAGCUCACCGACUCUUUUCUACUGCGGUUCCUGCGCGCCCGGGAUUUCGACCUGGAUCUGGCCUGGCGGUUACUAAAAAACUAUUAUAAAUGGAGAGCAGAAUGUCCAGAACUAAGCGCUGACCUCCACCCUGGAAGUAUUCUUGGCCUUUUGAAAGCUGGCUACCAUGGAGUUUUGAGAUCCAGGGAUCCCACUGGCAGCAAAGUUCUUAUUUACAGAAUCGCAUACUGGGACCCAAAAGUUUUUACAGCUUAUGAUGUAUUUCGUGUAAGUCUAAUCACAUCUGAGCUUAUUGUACAGGAAGUAGAAACACAACGGAAUGGAGUCAAGGCUAUAUUUGAUCUAGAAGGUUGGCAGUUUUCUCAUGCUUUUCAAAUUACCCCAUCUGUAGCCAAGAAAAUUGCUGCUGUACUUACUGAUUCCUUUCCAUUGAAAGUCCGUGGCAUCCAUUUGAUAAAUGAGCCAGUAAUUUUUCAUGCUGUCUUUUCCAUGAUUAAACCAUUCCUGACUGAAAAGAUUAAGGAACGGAUUCACAUGCAUGGGAACAAUUACAAACAAAGCCUACUUCAGCAUUUCCCUGACAUUCUUCCUCUGGAAUAUGGUGGUGAAGAACUCUCCAUGGAGGACAUUUGUCAAGAGUGGACAAAUUUUAUAAUGAAGUCUGAAGAUUAUCUCAGCAGCAUUUCUGAGACCAUUCAAUGAGAAGAAGCUAUUUCAUAUGGAAGGUUCCUCAUUAAAAAUAUGAGAGAUCCUAUCUGAUUACAUAAUGAAAGAAAAAGAACAAAUCUUUUAAACUAAUUAUGCUUGUCUUAUCUUUUAAAAUGUUAAAAUCUCUAAUAUGAGCAAAAUGGGCAUGUGGGAAGCUUUUUAAUUUUUUAAUUGUAUUUUUUUAAAAAAACUUAAAAGUAAUUAAAUGUUAGAAUGCCUGAAGGACAGAGAAGAGAUUCUUGAUUUUUACACUUGAAGAACUAACAUAGUUAUUUCUCAAGUGACUGUUCAUGUGUAUUUUUGUAUGUUUUUGAAAAGUUCCAUUUUAAACAAGUUUUCUGAUUACAUUGGUUUGGUAAUAGGUUUAUAAAUAGUUCAGUGAAAAAUACUAUAUAAAUCAACUAAAGAUGAAAACCUAUUAACACUUAUUUUGGGUGCCAGAUUAAAUUAUAAUUCAGAUUAAAAUCUGAAUAUAGCUUUACGGCUAUUUCUAUGGGCCAUCUGAUGGCUCAUCUCAGGGAAAUUCUAUUUUAGCUUAUUUGCACAUUAGAAACUUUUGACUGAAGAAUUUUUACGCCAUACUAUUCUAGUUAGCAUCUACAGGUUUCCAGGAAAUUAAUGAUGUUGAUGUAAUUAAUGAAACAAAUUUAGAAAAUACUUCAAACACAGUUGAUGACUUUCAAUUUAUUCUCAAAUAAAUAAAAAAUAAUUUUGACUUCUGUUUAUGGUUAUUCUUAUAAUGACUACACGGAUAUUUAGAGAGAGAGUAAUAUUUAAUUAUCUUUUACAUGGAAUGUUUUAGUUGAAAAAUCAAUAGAACACAAAGGAAAGGAAAUGUUUAUAUUUAAAAAUCAUUAUCAAUUACUGCUGUUCAGAUUAUUCAUAAAACAAUUUGGGUUUUACUAUUAUAUUAGAAUAUUCUAAAUCUCACAAUUUAUAUUUACUUAAAAAAUUUUGUAGUUGGGAUGUACUGUUUAUAUUGUAGUUAAUGUCAAAGAGUAUUUCAGUUAUCAAUAAAGAAAUAAUCUUAUUCCUCAUAUUCAACAUAGCUUUUAAUUUACCAAAACUUGAAAAUGAAAGAAUAUGGGAGGGCUAGGGAUAUAGCUCAGUUGGUAGAGUGCUUGCCUCGCAAGCACAAGGCCCUGGGUUCAAUCCCCAGUACCUCCCCCAAAAAAAAGAAAGAAAGAAUAUGGGGUACAAAGUUUCUUGAACAUUUGAUCAGAUGGUUGGGUUUCAACCUUAAUUAUAUAAUAGUAUCUUUGUACAAAAAUACUUUUCUUUGUGCAAAGGUGUUUUUCUUUAUAAGAAAAUUAGUCUAAUCAGGUGAGCUGAUACUUACAAUUCUCUUACAUGUAUCUAUGAUAAACCUGACGGUAACUGCAGAUGUUCUUUAGAGAACGUAUUUGAUUUUGAUUUAGCAUCGGGAAAUUAACACUACAUUAUAAUUUUUAUAGAAAAAUUAGAUUCUACCUGUUUUCUUAAAAAAGUUUAGGUGUUCUUUAUAAAAUCAUAUAACUCAAAAUUGUAUAAUUAAAAAUAUAAUAGAAAAAAUCACUUGAAAGAAUAAAUAAUAGCAACAACAGAACAUCUCUAGCUUAUCCAACUGUUAUUCCUAGAAGAAGAUUUAUAUCACAGGUUCCACUUCCUUUAUAUUUGACUAUUUAAAACAUAUGACUGUGAAGGAAUGAGUAGUUUAGCACACGAAUAAAGAACACUUAAAAAUGCCUUUUAAAUGUGAUUCAUCAGUAAUAUAAUCAACAGUAAAUGAAAAUAAAUCAAUUGAUACAGGUACAAUUUAUGGAUGGGUCUUUGAAAUGUUUAUAAAAUAAAGCAACAUUCUAAAGAACAUUAAAGAACAAUGUGAAAUGAGCAGGCCAUUUUACAAGGUGCCAAGGUAAAUAACUGUGUAAUUGUAUUACCUUACUGUGAUUGUAUGAAAAGGUCAACUCCAUAUGUGCUUAUUGUGUUACUGAACUGCACAAUAAUUUAUUUAAUAUUGUUCAAAAAAUUAAACAUCUUUCACAUAAACCAUG